UGGGAGUUAAGCUCGAAGAGGAGACAGAAAGAGACUCAAAGGAGAAAAAACAGCAACCUGGAGGAGGAAAAGGGCGUUCAUACUUCGAAGUAACCAUGGAAGUUCCUGGUAUGCAGAGUUCUCAGAUUGAUCCGGAGGAGUUGUUCACGAAAUUGGAUCGCAUCGGAAAAGGAUCUUUUGGAGAGGUGUUCAAAGGUAUCGAUAAUCGCACUCAGAGCGUUGUUGCCAUAAAGACGAUCGAUCUGGAGGAGGCGGAGGAUGAAAUCGAGGACAUCCAGCAGGAGAUCACAGUUCUCAGUCAGUGCGACAGCCCGUACAUCACCAAAUAUUACGGCUCCUACCUCAAGGGCAGUAAACUAUGGAUCAUCAUGGAGUAUCUGGGUGGAGGUUCAGCGCUCGACUUGCUGCGGGCGGGUCCGUUCGAUGAGUCUCAGAUCGCCACAAUGCUGAAGGAGAUCCUGAAGGGACUCGACUACCUGCACUCUGAGAAAAAGAUCCACAGAGACAUUAAAGCUGCCAACGUGCUGCUGUCGGAGCACGGUCAGGUGAAGCUGGCGGACUUCGGGGUGGCCGGUCAGCUGACAGACACGCAGAUAAAGAGGGAAACCUUCGUGGGAACGCCGUUCUGGAUGGCUCCCGAGGUCAUCCAGCAGUCCGCCUACGAUUCCAAGGCCGACAUCUGGUCGCUCGGCAUCACGGCCAUCGAGCUCGCCAAGGGCGAACCUCCGCACUCAGAGCUGCAUCCGAUGCGAGUGCUGUUCCACAUCCCCAAGUCGCCCGCUCCGCAGCUGGAGGGAGAUUUCUCCAAGAGCUUCAAAGACUUCACAGAGUCCUGCCUCAACAAGGACCCCACCUUCCGUCCGACAGCCAAAGAGCUCCUCAAACACAAGUUCAUCGUCAAACACUGUAAGAAGACGUCGUACCUCAGCGAGCUCAUCGACAGGUACAGGAGGUGGAAAGCUGAGGGCCACAGCGACAGCAGCUCCGAGGACUCAGACAGUGAGUCCAGUAAUAAGGAGAACAGCGAGUCUCCGCCGUGGUCCUUCACCACCGUCCGCAAGAAGAAGACGGAGGGCAGGAAGGUCCUCAAUGGAACGGGUCAAGAUCAGCUGAGUAAAUCUGCCAGUCUGACAACAGUCAUCUCUCCUGUCUUCACUGAGUUGAAGCAGCAGCACAAGGAGCACUCUGAGCAGCGAUUGGCCAUCGAGGAGUUGGAACGCAACAUCCGAUUGGCUGAAGAGGUCUGUCCAGGCAUCACGGACAGGAUGGUCACACACAUUAUUGCCAGAUUCACGACCAAGUGAAGGACUCAAAAAUGGAUCAGAAAAGGAAGUACGUUUUUGCAAAGAGAGACUGUGUCUCCGAACGGUGACGCUGCUGGAUGAUUUGGAAACUGAGGAGAUUUGCUGUGCGAUGUCUCCUCGCUGUACUCACACAUCACACACAUAUACACACAGACACACAUGCACACACACUACUAAUGUAAUAUAUACACUAUAUAUUAGA
Molecule: messenger RNA, 1506 nt
Organism: Plectropomus leopardus (leopard coralgrouper)
Lineage: Eukaryota; Metazoa; Chordata; Actinopteri; Perciformes; Serranidae
Product: serine/threonine-protein kinase 26
Biological process (GO): protein phosphorylation; negative regulation of cell migration
Cellular component (GO): Golgi apparatus; cytoplasm
Molecular function (GO): protein serine/threonine kinase activity; ATP binding
Source: RefSeq, a predicted model, not a curated record